GGGCCGGGGCCGCGCGCGCGACGCCGCCAGCUUCCCUCGCCAGGACGCGGCUCGCGCCCCGGCCGAGGCGGCCGCUCCCGCGGGCGUGGAGGGCGUGGCGGCCAGGCGCUGGGCAGCCGGCGCCGGACAGACUGUGCCCCGGCGGCUGCCCGCCGCGUCUCCCAGGCCCGGCCCCUCGCGGCGUCCGGCCGCCCGGGCCUCUCCCUGCCUGCCUGCCUUCCUGCGGCGGCCACGCGCGCAGUAAAUGCCUGAUAGACAUCUUAGAACUUUAAAAACGGAAAAGACCCGCUUUUAGGGGAUAAUGCUGAGAGACACUAUGAAAUCUUGGAAUGAGAGUCAGUCAGAUCUCUGUAGCAGUGACCAAGAAGAGGAAGAAGAAAUGAUUUUUGGUGAAAAUGAAGACGAUUUGGAAGAGAUGAUGGAUUUAAGUGAUCUGCCUACCUCACUUUUUGCUUGCAGUGUCCACGCAGCUGUGUUUGAGGUGCCAGAGCAGAAGGAGAGAUUUGAAGCGCUUUUCACCACCUAUGAUGACCAAGUUACGUUUCAGCAGUUUAAAAGCUUUAGAAGAGUCCGAAUAAAUUUCAGCAAACCUGAAGCAGCAGCGCGGGCUCGAAUAGAGCUCCACGAGACAGACUUCAAUGGCAAGAAGCUGAAGCUAUAUUUCGCACAGGUACAGAUGUCCAGCGAAACACGGGACAAAUCAUAUUUACUGCCACCCCAGCCGGUCAAACAGUUCCUCAUCUCGCCUCCUGCGUCGCCUCCGGUGGGGUGGAAGCAGGGGGAAGACGCGAUGCCUGUUAUAAAUUAUGAUUUACUCUGUGCCGUUUCCAAAUUGGGACCAGGAGAGAAAUAUGAACUUCAUGCGGGAACCGAGUCCACACCCAGCGUGGUGGUUCACGUCUGUGAAAGUGAAACUGAAGAGGAAGAAGAAACAAAAAACCCCAAACAGAAAAUCACCCAGACAAGGCGCCCCGAACCUCCGACUGCAGCACUGAGUGAGCCCCAGGACUUCGACUGCUCACUGUGAGGCUUUUGUGGUGGGGCGAGGCUGCUUCCACCUGGGCUGGGGUGGCGGGGACGUGCCCGCCCAUGACCGUGACCGCUGCUCAGCCAAGGCAAGGCCAGGAGGAAACAGAGCACUGGGAACAGGGGAGUACAGAGUAGCAGCCAGGUUUACCUGUUCAAAAAUUGAACUGAUAUUCUGAACAGCAUGUUAAAUUAAAGGAUUAGCCCCCAACAUGUGGCAACUCUUGACCAUUUUUAAACAGUAGCAAAUUAGGAGAACGGCUCCCUCCAGCAACAGUGAUUUCCUUGAUUGUGUGUAGCGUGGGGACCCCAAACAGAGAGUAUAGUCGCCAAGUGCGGUGCCAUUUUCAAGAACUAAAAAAUAGUCUUACAAUUUUAACAAUCUAGUGCAGGUAUUUUUGUAAUGGUCGCUUGGCUUCCAGCUAAUCUGUUGGUCAAGGUUAAUCACUAUUCAAUAUACAUGAAAUAUUUUGCACAGAAAGAAACCUGACAUAGAGAAUAAUUUGUAGAAAAUCAUUUUUUCUCAAGUGCUUUUUUUUCUUUAGCUUUGGGGAAGAAAUGCCCAAUUCCCUUUGACUGUCAGAAUCAAAGGGCCCAAAUCUGUGCGCACAUUGUUCUCGUCCCAAGAGUGGUACACAGACCCCAGUUCCUGAUGUGCUGUCCCUCCUGGACACAGAGCUGCUGCUUUGGAAGCGGGACAUAUCACCCGUGAGCUUGAUGACUGUGACCUCAGGUGGCCACCGCGCUCUGCCAUUUGUGACCAUGCCCUGGCCUGUAGCUCAGGCUACAACCACUGUUGUAGCCACCAGUUGAGUUUUUGUUAUACAUUUUUGUGUGUCAUCAUUCAUAGACUUUGAUUUAGAAAAGUUCAUGAUAAGAUUUUCUGAAAACCAUUUUUAAAUUGUCCAUUUAAACAUUUUUCAGUUUGCUUUGAAAGAAAAGUCACACAUGUUCUUUUUCUACGAGUUAGGGAAAGAUGCGGGCACAUGGAGAUUGUUUCAUUAGUCAGUCUUUCUUUAGGGUGAAAUUAUUUUACCCAGGCUUCCCAGUUGGCAUUUUUCCCUAAAACAGAAUUGUUUCCUACUUGUGUUUCAGAGUGUAUCAUUGAACCUGCUACAGUAGAAGCAGACAUCUUCUUAACUCUUUGCAGUCUAUUUGGACUUUGAGGUCCCUUUAGUAGAAAAGCAUCGAAACUAAGAAUGCUUUACUUCGGGUCUGGUGGCUCUGCUGAUUCUCUGCUCACUCUGGGGUUUUCUUUGUGUGGUACGUGUCUUGGGCUCCCUGGUGUGUCUGUGCAGGCACGUGUGAGUUUGGACUAAUAAACCAGUGUGGCUGCCACUACAAAGAAAGAAACAUGCAGAAAUUCAGGCCAUGCUGUCUGUACAUUUUUAGUAAUGUGUUUCUGUGGUCAAGGUGUUCUUAUUAUGGUAGAAUUUAUUUCUAAGGACUUAAACUUUAUUGCAAAAAAAAAGUUUUCUAUAUUUUCCUUGCCCUCAAAGACUCUGAGAUGAUCAACUCUUCUAUUUGUACAUAUCCACCACUGCAAAGCCUCAAUGUGAAUUCAGUCAAAAUCCGUGAUUCCUGUAAGCGGUCUAUUAAAUUCAUUAUUUGGCAGUUGAACUGGCAGCCACUUAAUAAAUAUACUUUGCAGUUCUAAAUUCAGCAUUUUACCAAUUUUUAAUCUUACCUGGGUGCCCUAACUUACCAUUGCAGAACAGACCCUGAAAGUCAGGAAAUGUAUGCAUUUUCAAUGUUCGGGAAUUUUUGUGUUUUUUUUGUUUUGGUUUGGUUUUUUUGGGCUGUGCCGUGUUGCACACGGGAUCUUAGUUCCCUGAUCAGGGAUUGAACCUGUGCUCCCUGCAGUAGAAGUACAGAGUCCUAGCCACUGGACUGCCAGGGAAUUCCCAACGUUUGGGGAUUUUUAAAUUUCCUUUUAGAUGAUAUUUAUUCACUGUAAUUUUCUAAGUGAUCAAAAGUCAUGAUGUUUUAUUAUUUGGCUCGGCUUUUAUGCUCUACCUUCCAAGGAAAGAAUAUGCUAUCUCUAGUUUAAAACUUUCUUUUAAAGUCAAGCAAUGCAAAUUACCUGCAUUUUCCUUUUUCUCUUUUCUUUUUUUUUCAGUGUUGAACAAAUUGAAGAAAAACCAAAAUUAAAUAUAUAUUAAGUAAUAUAUAUUUUAAUAUAUAAUUAUUUAAUAUAUAUUAAACUUUUCUGAAUGGAAAACAUUAAUAUUUUCAUCCUUUCCAGUACAAUAUUUCCAUAAUAUCAACUCUAAAAGAAAAACUACUAAAUAUCCAUCAACUUUUUAAUAUUGUGAAAUCAAACAGGAUCUCCCCAGAUAUUAUGAUCUGUCUUUUUUUGGCUAUUUUGUAUCCAAUUCAUGUAUCCAUCUUAUGAAAGAUGAGUCUCGACCAUCUUUUUUUAAGUACCUUUUAAUAAAUUUAUCUACACUUUUUCUUCAAGUCGAGUCAUUGCUUAGAUUUAACUGAUAGUGUAGUAGCCAUGUUUUCUUUAGAAAUCAUAACCUCUUCUUGCGAAUCAAUUUAUUUAGACAAUUGUGAGGAAAGAAGAUGAUGCUUUGGGGUUAGGAAAAACAUCAGUGAAGGAUAAGAAAAUCAUAAGACAAUAAAAAUAGUUGACAGAACCUGCAGUGCGUGGGCUCUUGUGGUCUAGGUUCUUUCAGUUUACCCACCCAAUGAAACUGGAAGUUAAUCUGUUUAACAGUGUACUCCUGUGAGCAUUUUCUAGGUUAGGUGCUAAGAGGCAGAAAUGGUAAGAACAGUUCCCUUGCCUUGGAGAGCUGAAAAUUAGGUGAAAGGAAACUAGUCUUUACAUUCUGCUUCUCCAGAAUGUUAUACACUAAAACCUAUCAGUAAUUUGCAGCCAAAUAAAAGCUAUUGGGAACUUUUAAGUUCAACAUAAAGGGUUUUUUUAAAUUGAAGUAUAGUUGAUUUACAAUGUUGUGUUAAUUUUCUCUGUACAGCAAAGCGAUUCAGUUAUACAUACAUAUUCUUUUUUAUAUUCUUUUCCAUUAUAGUUUAUCACAGGAUAUUGAGUAUAGUUUCCUGUGCUAUAUAGUAGGACCUUGUUGUUUAUAACAUAAAAGUUUAAAUAAACAUUGUGGUUUAUGCGAUGUUCAGAUCGAAGAUUCGCCAGGAGAUAGAGUCAGGCUCAGCACUUUCAUUCUAGAAUAUGGUUGCUUUUGUUUCCCAUUCACAUUAAUUCCAUCUUUUAAAAAUGUUGUGAUAUAAAGUGAUGAAAAGAUUUGAUUUCUCAGAAUCUCAGUUACAGAGCUGAAGGCGACUUUGGAAAUCAUAUAGUCUAAUCCUCAUGUUACUCAGACUAGAAAACAGGAGAUGUGACUUGCUGCAAAGCCCACAGAAGGCAGCCCAGGUUCUAGAACUGGCAGUCUGAACUCCCAGGCCAACGUUUUCUCUACUUUUUUUUGCAUUAGCCUCUUAAAGACACUCAGAGGCAGUGACUCCCAUUCAUAAGAAAAGAAACAAAAAAAAGGGGGGGGGGGAAUUCCUUUCCCCCUGAUGGGGUACAAUGAAUAAGAAAAAUCUUAUCUGAUGAAGUCAGUGACUUAGUAAUUUUAAUGAAUGAAUUUGAUGUUCCAUGUUAUGUGUUUUUGUUGUCAUUGUACCAUUGUGUUUGGAGUCUACUUAAAUAAUGUUAUCUUGGUGUAGCCAGGAAUUGUAUUGACAUUUGAUGUGGGCUUUCCUAGAUUUUCAUACUAAUGAGAUUAAAAUAUAAAUAGGCAUACUUGAGAUGUGACAUUAAUGGAGCAGAACGAGAUCUAACAUGAUUUGGAGAGAGUUUGCAGUGGAAUAGCACGCUCACUCAGUGCUCGUAAGAUGGGGUUCCGUUAAAGAUCGGAGGCUGACCUGUGCUUCGCGUUUUCAUAUAGACUCUUUUACAGACCAUGGCUUCAUUUUUAAAAUGGAAAAUCUCAAACAUUAUUAAGCAUUGGAAGAUGUACAAAAUUCUUUGGUGCAUCAGGUUCACUGUCUGCUGUAUCUCUCUCUUUUUCCAGAGCUGUGUAGUUCAUACCUGUCCUACAGGUGAGCCUGGUCAGUCUUUCCCUUCUUGGUACAUUUGCAUUUAUGUCUUCCGGUAGGAAAGGAAACAAAUUACCUGCAAUAAGUGUGACAAUAUAAAGAAACUAAAGACUUGGAGAAGUAGUUGCCUCCUAGCUGAGGAGGUAAGUUCAUGUUAUAGAACCUUACCUUUUAAAAGGUUAAAUAAAUUUAAGGAAUAAGAUUUAUGAUCCUUGUCCAACGAUUUGAUAAAUACUUGUUUUUUAAACUUCCAUUGGAGUGGGAUCAGCCAGAACAUCUUCAUUGGAAUGCCAUUGUUUUUUUUUUUAAUCAUGAAUUCAGGGGAAAGUGAAAUAAUUUGUAGAGUGUUGUUAUUGUUAACAAAUAUACAAGCAACAAAGCAACUGAAAUUUGCAACAACUCCUAGGUUCAUUGACCAAAAAAAUUAUGAAAAUGGUCAAGUUCAAGAUAGAAGUUUCCAGCCAGAGUUAAGAAGAACUAACCUUGGGCUGAGUCAAAGUGUCUGCCAUUUAAACAAAAGUUUAAAGACCUUUUACUAAAUCAGCCAUGUGGUCCAUCUUGUAAACCUACAUUUCCUUUUGAAACAAAACCACGUUCUGCCAGGCCCUCGGAACUCCCGCGUAGCUUUGAUGAACGUCCAUUCUGUCAUAAAGGAAGAUUUAUAUCUAUGCAGCUAAUAUGUGUUUUUCUGUAUUGUUUUCUAUUUCGUCCCCAAUCUUCCUAACUCAAAUGGGGCACUGAGGAGAGAUAAAGGUGGCUAAUCUUGUUAUUGUGCCAUAUUCUUCCCACUGCUUCUCAGCCCAAGUGGGGGCCCCCAUGAUUUCAUUCCUGCUGUAUUGUGCAGAUCCUCCAAUUUUAAGAAAAGUUUCUCCAGUUCUGUGUUAACUGAACCCAAGAGUUGAAUUUAUUAUUUUAUUUGUACAUGUCUGUGAUCUUGUGUUACAUUUGGGGGCACAUUACCUUUCUGGUACUAUCAAAUGUAGUGAAUAUUAUUGUACUUCAAAAAGCUGGUCAGUAAUUCACAUGUGUGUAUUCCACAUUUUAGUGUGCUUUGAAGUGGCAAUGCAUAGUUUGUAGUACUUUGUUAUUUGUCAACUUUGGCUCUUCUGUAUUUUGAGGACAUUUAAACAUUCCUUGUCCUAUAAAGGUGACAAAAGCAGAAUGGAAUUUGGGGAAGGAAACCUUUGUGAUUAAUUGUAACAGUUUUGUUUUUAAAGCUAAUAAAGUUAGUUUUUUUUCUUAAUCCUGUGAAU
This is a messenger RNA of Hippopotamus amphibius kiboko, 6338 nucleotides long. RefSeq names its product RCAN family member 3 (gene RCAN3). Gene Ontology annotation, cellular component: nucleus; cytoplasm. The transcript is spliced from 5 exons. Bases 302 to 1027 code for a protein of 241 amino acids. Gene Ontology annotation, biological process: calcium-mediated signaling. Gene Ontology annotation, molecular function: nucleic acid binding; calcium-dependent protein serine/threonine phosphatase regulator activity. The record is from RefSeq and is a predicted model, not a curated record. NCBI's taxonomy places the organism in Eukaryota, Metazoa, Chordata, Mammalia, Artiodactyla, Hippopotamidae.